Messenger RNA from Leptinotarsa decemlineata (Colorado potato beetle), 953 nucleotides. RefSeq lists its product as uncharacterized. The record is from RefSeq and is a predicted model, not a curated record. Gene Ontology annotation, molecular function: DNA binding. Gene Ontology annotation, cellular component: transcription regulator complex; nucleus. Gene Ontology annotation, biological process: regulation of transcription by RNA polymerase II. NCBI's taxonomy places the organism in Eukaryota, Metazoa, Arthropoda, Insecta, Coleoptera, Chrysomelidae.
UGACGACGGUGAUAAACGGAUACGUAACGCGUUGUUGCAGCUCGCCGAGUCACAAUCAGUUGAACGAGAAACAUCAACAAAAGCAGACGCUGCUGAAAUGGAGGACGAAAAGCUAAUUGAACUUGUGCGGAAGUACGAAUUUUUGUACAAUCUGCAGCAUCCUAAAUAUAUGGAUGGCAAGAAAAAGAACACGGCUUGGGCAGAGAUUGCAGAACAACUGAAACAACCAGCUUCAUCGUGCAGACUAAAAUGGCAAGGUUUAAGAGAUUCAUACAGAAGAGCUCUCAAUAAAAAAAAACGAAAAACUGGACAGGCUGCUAAAAACAUUAAAAAAUGGAAAUAUGAAGAAGAAAUGUCAUUUGUUGUUCCUUUCUUCGUAGAAAGAAAAAGGCUAGAGUCCGCGCAGCUGACAAGCGACGAUGAACAACCGGAUGAAGGCGAUGAAGCUUCUCAAAUGAAGGAUGAUGUUACGACUGCGGUCCACGUGUCUCAAAUCAAGGAAGAAAUAAUCAGUACUAACGCUGAUGCUGUGAAUGAUACUGGUUCUGACCUAUCCAUUAUGAAUAGCGAAGUUCGUGACCAAGAUAUGCGAGGACAGACGACUGCAUCUGCAGUGUUGAUCAAAUUAUUAGAAAGUCAAAAUAACCUUGCACCACGGGAUCACGUUGAACUGGAUCACUUUUUUUUAAGUAUUUCAGGAACAGUUAAAAAAUUUUCUCCUUACUUACAAGCUGUUGCGAAAAAUAAGGUAUUUGGUUUAGUUUCUGAGAUGGAAUUACAGCAGCUUGCCCCACCUACUACAUGCACUUCAUCUCGACACGAAUCCACAAGUACUUGAUCUGAAUUGAGCUCUACGCCUAUGCCAACGUCUCCUCAGUGGAAUAUGUAUAAAGAAGAUCCUUGGAAUGCAAAUAAUAUGUAAUGAACCUUAUUUUGAUUAAAAAUUAAAUAAG